UAUCAAAAUCAGAUUGGUGCUUGAUUAGACGUAAACGCUUAUUUUCGCAUCAAGUUCAUUUUAACGUUGACAGGAAAUCGAAUACACGAGUUGAACCGAUAUUUUCAAGAAAAUCAGAAUGUCACUUGACGGUCAGGGAUCCCCACCUAAAGAGAUUGAAGACAUACCUCUCGACGAAGACGAUGAUGACCUUAUGGAUGAAACCAUUGUUGAGAGAUUGGUUGGUUUAACGGAAAUGUUUCCUGAAGGCCUUAGAAAUUUCUGCAGUCAAGCUGUCAGUUUAUCAGGAAAAUAUACAGUACAAGGAUAUGGUCUGACCAGGAACUUACUGUGGGUUGCCACAUCUGCUGCAACACUUUUAGUCUUACCUGUUGUUUUUGAAAAAGAAAGGGCUCAACAUCAAGAACAACAAAGACAGCAAGAAAGACAGAUAUUGCUGGGACCAAAUGCUGCUAUGGGUGGAAGUUCUCCCAUGAUGCCAGGAAUGAUGCCACCAAUGCCACCAACAUCAUGAUAAAAAACAAUAUUAGCAUUUAUGUAUUUGGAUGAGUGUUAGACUGAAUGUGUGUAUGUUUGCAGUAGUAAUUGUACAAACCAUUUUAAUAUUAAAUUGAUGUUGAAAAGAG
This is a messenger RNA of Mytilus trossulus (common blue mussel), 626 nucleotides long. RefSeq names its product mitochondrial import receptor subunit TOM22 homolog. Gene Ontology annotation, cellular component: mitochondrial outer membrane. The transcript has 3 exons. The coding region runs from base 119 to 514 and encodes 131 amino acids. Lineage: Eukaryota; Metazoa; Mollusca; Bivalvia; Mytilida; Mytilidae. Gene Ontology annotation, biological process: intracellular protein transport. The record is from RefSeq and is a predicted model, not a curated record.